Copidosoma floridanum is the source of this 1082-nucleotide messenger RNA. Its product is annotated as pancreatic triacylglycerol lipase. NCBI's taxonomy places the organism in Eukaryota, Metazoa, Arthropoda, Insecta, Hymenoptera, Encyrtidae. Gene Ontology annotation, biological process: lipid catabolic process. The record is from RefSeq and is a predicted model, not a curated record. Gene Ontology annotation, molecular function: serine hydrolase activity; lipase activity.
CAGAGAGAUACCGAUUGAAACAUGCGUGUAUGCAAUUUUUGGUUCAUUACGUGCAUUUUUACAAUUGUUACAGUGCCAUGGAUUUGCUUGUGUGACGCUUUAUUUGUUAAAAAGUUGGUAAAUAACGAAGCCAGCGAUGGAAUCGGGAACAAACUGCAGAUGAUAUUUUACGAGGGUCAGUCUGGAGCAAACGCGAGAUCCUCCAGCUACAAAUUGUACCGGUCGAAGGAACUGAUGGGUCGUCUCGACCUGAGCAAGCCGUUCGUCUUGUACAUCCACGGUUACGAGGAGCAUCCUUCGAACGAAAGUUGUCAAACCAUAGUUUCAGCAUACCUACGAAGAGGUACGGACAAUAUUGUUUUGCUGGACUGGAGCUCGUUGGCCUUCGACAACUACAUAACCGUGUAUUUCCGUAUAAAGGACAUCGCUAGGCACACAGCCGAAGCUGUCAAAAAUUUGGUGCUCGGGGGCUUGAGCGUUGAUACGCUGCAUAUCGUAGGCCACUCCAUGGGCGGUCAGGUUGCCGGGUUUAUUGGACAAUAUUUAGAUUUUGUCCUGCCCAGGGUCACCGGCCUGGACCCGGCAAAUCCGUUGUUUUACCAUUUCGGCGCGGACCACAUCAGCGAGAAGAGUGCUCGCCAAGUGGACAUAAUACACACGGAUGGUGGCUUGUACGGGGCCUUCGAGCGCACCGGUAGGACAGAUUUUUUUCCUAACGGCGGUGGAAGACCUCAGCCCGGUUGCCAUCUCAUUGGCUUGCCCCUAUCUCCCAAAGAUCUGUGCAGUCACUGGAGGUCCUGGCGCUACUACGCCGAGUCCGUCGUUCACAACGAAGCUUUCCCGGCACUUGCUUGCAAUUCUCUGGCAUCCUUUCAGCAGGGCCUCUGCGACAAUAACAAUAUCGUCCAUAUGGGAUAUGCAAUGCCGAAGAAUACAUCUGGCACCUUUUUCUUGACAACUACUAACGCAUCUCCAUUUGGAAAAGGAAUCAACGGGGUCAGGCGCAAGGAGUAACAAGAUUUCGGACGAAUCACAUUUUGUGACAAAAUGAAUAUAUUUAAUUUUAUUUUACGCAACAAUUA